Lytechinus variegatus (green sea urchin) is the source of this 3748-nucleotide messenger RNA. Its product is annotated as kielin/chordin-like protein. The transcript is spliced from 20 exons. The coding region runs from base 187 to 2967 and encodes 926 amino acids. Gene Ontology annotation, molecular function: protein binding; serine-type endopeptidase inhibitor activity. The record is from RefSeq and is a predicted model, not a curated record. NCBI's taxonomy places the organism in Eukaryota, Metazoa, Echinodermata, Echinoidea, Temnopleuroida, Toxopneustidae.
GACCAGCGUUUGUGCCCUCCUCUCUCUUGUGCAACCAAGUGUAAAUAUGGAUAUGUCGUUGAUAAAUCUGGAUGUAAGAUUUGCACUUGUAGGGAAAAUGUGUAUUGCCAGCAGAUCACACCAUUCAACUGCCCUUUGACAUGCAAUGAUGGAUAUGCCACUGAUGUUCAUGGAUGUGAUAUCUGCAUGUGCAAAAUACAAAGAUCAGCAUGCAAUGACACCUGCCUCUCUCCCAUGAUGCACUGUGCCUUUAGCCUAGCAACAGAUCACCUUGGCUGUGAGAUAUGCUCUUGUAAAAUGCCAGUUGCCAGUGGGUUAAUCCUUGCACCUGACACCAAGCCCAGGGAUUGUGUGGCUCUCUCUACCCAGUCAUGUGACUUAACAUGUGAUCAUGGCUACAGAACAGACCAACAUGGAUGUGAGAUAUGUCAUUGUAUGAAUCAAUCAGAUGAGUGUCCAUCUAUGGUCAGUUGCAGGCUCCAAUCUAGAUGUCCUUAUGGACUGGCAUCAGAUCAACAUGGCUGUCCAAAAUGCGCAUGUAAACAUCCAGGUGUAUGUGACCCACUUCCAUCUUACUGUGAUCUUGAGUGUGAAAGGGGCUAUUCAACGGAUAAGUUUGGGUGUGAACAGUGCCUGUGCAAGAAAGCUGAAGACUGCCCUGAUCUUCAAUCUUGCCAAUUGACCUGUCCUUUUGGACUAGCCACUUGCCCUUGCCGGUGCGAGAUCUGCAAGUGCAAGCUUCCAAAUUCUUACACGCUUCAUGUUCUCUCUGACCUGACUGCUGUCCCUAUCUGGAAUGAAUCUAAAGAGACUGACAUCUCUAAUAGUGUUGUAUGUCCUGAGCUGAACUGUCUUGAAGCUUGCCACUUUGGUUAUGCAGUAGAUCCCAUCAGUGGAUGUCAGUCCUGCCACUGCAAAACCAGGUUGCGAUGUCCAUCCCUCCUUGAACCGAUGGUUGCCAUGGAAACACAAUGCGAGUCCAAUGCUGAUUGCAGGAACCCUCAUCAGCUAUGUUGUUUUACCGGUACUCGUUUCAUGUGCAUGGAUGCACUGGAUGACAGUUGUACAGAUGACUAUGGCAGGGUCCACAGCCAUGGAGAGGUGUGGCACGAGGACUGUGACACACAGUGUAGCUGUUUCCAUGGUAACAUUAGACAUAUCCAUUUCCAGAUCCCAUCCAUUCCUGAGGGUUGCCAGUAUGAAGUAACGCCUGGUCAUUGUUACUACAGCUACACAUGUGUGAAUGGCACAUGCCAGGACACAGAAAACUCCUGGUCUAUUGAUGAAUGCACUCAGUGUUCUUGUCGCUUAGAGGAUGUUACCCCUGUCUGUACCCGCCUUCCUUGCCCAAAGGUUCCCAAAGGAUGUCAUGUAGCUGCAGUAGAGGAUUCAUGCUGCCCUGAUAUUGUUUGUCCAGGCUGCAGAGAUGCUGGAGGUCACCUGAAGGUUGAAGGUCAGAUGUGGAAUGACAACCUUUGUACUUCUUGUGUCUGUGAGGAAGGUCAAAGGUCUUGUCGCAGGAUGACCUGUGAGAUCCCUCGUCCUGAAUGCCAACAAAUAUAUUUGCCCAAUCAAUGUUGUCCUAAAACCAUUUGCCCCGGAGAUUUCAAGAGACCUUGUGAAGCAAUACGCUCCCUGAGGAAUCCCUUGCAGCUCCUGGAUGAUAGCCCCACUCGCCAACCUGGUCCCUACAUCCCUUCCUGUGUUCCUGAGAGCGGUUACUUCAACGCUACCCAGUGCUACCCUGCUGAAGGUCUCUGCUGGUGUGCAGAUCACCUUGGUACAGAGGUUCCCGGAACUAGGACAAGAAAUGGCAUUCCAAAUUGCAGGGAUUACGGAUGUGUAGACCUGCAGGGCAACUAUCAUCGUGAGAACGACACCUGGAACCGUGAUCAAUGCACCACAUGCCAGUGCAUCCAGGGCAUACUGGUCUGCAGGGGUCCCCGGUGUAGGAGCCCUCCCAGGGGAUGUGAUGUGUUUGAAGAAAGGGAGAACUGUGAAUGUCCACGGUUCAUCUGCACUGGUUUCUGCUUUGAUGACCGUCACAGCAUCAGACGUAUCGGUGAGUUGUGGCACACGCCCGACUGCACAAGAAGCUGUGAGUGUGGAACUAAUGGUGUGAUAACUUGUCAAGACACAGCGUGUCAAGAACCUCUGUUGAUUCCUGAUGGCUGCUUCCACGAGAAACGAUCACCCGAUGAUUGCUGCCCCUCUGUAGUUGUCUGCCAUGAUGACUUGUCAAGCUGCCCAGCAGGUACACCAGCGGCCAGUUGCUUUUCUGAUCCAUGCCUGGAUGCUACCUGUUAUACCCAUCCCAAUGCCAUCUGCCAUGCAAAUUUCUGUGGUGGUUGCAACGCAAUCUUCUACGAUGAUCAGAAUACAGGGCCUAUACAAUGCAGAAGACAAGCGGACUCUCCGUACAGAGUUCAUCAGUAUGGGACUCACAACAUCAGCUGCCAUGCUUUGCUGGAACAGACAACUCCGAGUGACACAGCAUAUUACCCUCGAUGCACUGGACACGACACCUAUUCAGCAAAGCAAUGUGAUACCCUCGGCUCAUGUUGGUGUGUAAACCCAGAUGGAGUGCACAUAGCUGACAGUGGGAUGGCAGCAGAUAGUACCGAGUUAUGUAUCGCAGCCCCCUGUCGUCAGGAGCUUGAAUCCAACCGAGAAAAGUUUGAACUGGGCCAAACUGUGACCUCCAACCCUUCAUGUGACCUCCAGGGCAUGUACCUACCUCAGCAGUGCACCAUAGACGGUACCCAGUGUUGGUGCACUGAACCGGAUGGUACCAUGAUACCCAACACCAAGACGCAGAGUGGAGGGUCCGUCACCUGCUUGGCAGCUUGUGGUAACAGGCAGGCACUAACCACCCAAUCGUGUAACUCAGUUAUUCCAUGCCCUCCCAAUUACACCUGUCACUUCAUGACACCUUCCAACCAUGGAGUCUGCUGUCGACCGUCAUAAGGUUUAUGAAAAAUCCGAGUCAACAAUCAACUUGAUGUCUCAUUUCUUUGGAGUGGGAACUUUAGCUUAUUUUGUUCAGAUAUACAUAGUUCCUGUUGCAACUUGAAAGGAAAGGACUGUUUUAGUCAGUGGAAUUCUUUAUAUUAGCACAAAUUGUAUGUUUUUUUUUCUUAUUUUACACGUAUUAUGAGUGACCUCAUUUUGUAAUAUUCUCAGAAGUUUGGCAUCUAUUUGUAUUAAUAUACAUACCACAUUACUGUACUAUUCUUUGUACAUAGCAAUGUCAGCAAAAUACCAAGGAAUUUCAGCAGUAUAAUAAAGCUAUUAGGAAAUUUCUUGAGUAGAUCAUUGAGCUAAAUAUAAGUAUGUCAUGUGAAUAUACUUCAGGAAAAUAUUAUAAGGUAUUGUAAUAUUAACAAGGAUAAUAUACGAGUGAUGUUGGAUUGCAUUGGUUGUUGCUCUCUUAAAACUGAUAUCAGCUGGAAAUCAAAACUGAGAAACCUGAUUUGAAAAUAGUGAAUUGAAUUGUCUUUCUUUGUUCCAACAAUCUGCCCAAGUCAAUUUUUUUUUUCCAUCAAACUUUCAUCCUGCAGAUCACUUAAAAUUACCGAGAAGUAUAUUGCAUCAAAUGAAAUAGUAUGACAUGAAAAUGUUCAGACACAAUUAUUCUGUUUCUGUUGGUCACUUUAUUACUGCAUUACAUUAAUGCAAACAGGUCAUCAAGAGUUCAGCUUCUUUUCUAUGCACUUUAAAACUUACAGUUAUAAUCAAGUAAAUGUUU